This is a messenger RNA of Didymodactylos carnosus, 1016 nucleotides long. The record is from the annotation of a GenBank genome assembly. NCBI's taxonomy places the organism in Eukaryota, Metazoa, Rotifera, Eurotatoria, Philodinida, Philodinidae.
GUUUGUUUUUCAAAAAAAAUUCAAAUUUGAUGGAGAAAAUGCAAUUUUAAAUACCAACACGCCUAUUCCGCUAGUAAUUUUGUAACUUGGUUUUCUCCACUUUGGAAGCAGCUAGAACAAAAAUUUUCACUGUUAAAUAGGGCAUUGUUUAUACUAUAUAUACCGCUAUUCAAAACAGAAAAUUUCGUACCUACGAUUUUUUCAGAAAAUGCCGCUAAAUGCCCACUGUGCGUAUGGCAGUCCAUGGAUGGUUAAUACUACCAUAGGAGACGAAUGAUACAUCAAAAACGAUUGAAGCUUGGCUUGUUCACCAUACACCCGAAUUUUGGACAGAUUCACCACAUAAUUUUCAAUUAAUUCUAAAUGGCUUUAUUACACCUUUAUCAAGUAUCGGUAAUCAACCUGCAGAUAUUAUCCCAUUACCUUAUCCACCUUACGACAACAUGCUAGUAAACGAAUUUACCAUUACAUCACCGCUUCUAUUCUCUCUUAAUGCUCUACUGAGUGGUAAUCUCACUGAAUUGAAAGGUGUUGUUUAUAAUGGUAGUUUUGAUACAUCAUAUGAACGGAUGUCGUUAGCUUUAGCUACAUUAACAACUCGAGAAUUAACAACAGCUGUAUAUUUGAACAUAUCAAGUGAAAUUAAAAAUUAUCCAGAAUUACGUUAUCUGUCAUAUCCGAGAAGUAGUUCAUUAACAUCAAUACAUUUUUAUAUGUCACAUGAAAUACAUUCAUCACCUGGUUUUGAUCAUGUUAUUCAUACAACAAUUGAUACAAAAUCAUGUGAAUGUAGUUCAGCAACAGGCAAAUGUGAUGAAAUACAACAAAUAAUUAGAACUCCAGGCAUCGAAUGGUUAUUUUCAUCAAUACCAAAUAAACUAGAUUAUCGUUUAAUGCUAGAUUCAGUUGUUAGAGGAAAAAUAUUGACUAUAUAUAAUACAGAAAUUGAAUGUAAAAUAACCGUAUUAGAAAGUAUUCAUUGUGUGAUAGGACCAGCUUUUGGUAAAAGUUGCUAA